UAUUUAGGGACGUCUAGGGAGUUUGGUGUUAUUUGCACCUGGCCACCACUUGGCGGAAAGUCAAACGGUUAAAAGUCAAAUUCGAACGUCAUAACGGUCAAGUGAGAGUUUUUGUGUUCAUUUUAAUUCUAAGUCGUAAAAACCGUACAUUUUGUGAUACCGUCGUAAUGUUAGUGUUAGUUAAUUAAUAAAAUGGAUUUAAAAAACGAAACUCCUUCGAAAUCGAAGAACCUGAUGAGCAAAGUAUUAAGCAACCCGAUGAACUGUGAUAGCCCCUUCAGACUCCUGCCCAACGUCUCGACGCCGCCUUCAAGGUUCGCCAAGAUCCUAAACCCCUUCGAGCCCCACUUGAUCGACCGUAUGCACCUCCCGACCUUCAGCCCCAGUGUUUUCGCCCAAGUCUCAACCCCAAAAACGGACAAAUUCAAGUGGACAAUCGACGAGAUCUCGAGCUUGAAGCCGGCCGACAUCGACGAAGACACACUCUCGCAGCACGUCUCGGACCACGACCCCACAAUCGAGUCGCUCGUGCAGGAAAAAAUCGACAAGUUUUUCAAGGAGAAAGCGAUCGUCCCCAGCCCCAUGACCCAACCCUGCCAGCAACUGCCCGCUUUGAUGUCGCCCCCGCGCUCCGACACGUGCGCCCAGACCGCGCUCUCCCUGCCCCCAGUGCUCCCCAAGCACGUGGAGGAGGCCCUCGCCCCCUAUUUUACAUAUCAGGAGAAGGACGAGUUUGGGGACUCGUCCCUUUACCGCAAACUGUUCGAGUUCGAGGGGCACAGCAGCCCCGCCACGUCCAGCCCUGCGCCCUCCACGGGGCUCUCCCCCAUCCAGUUCUCGCCGGAGUUCAGCCCGCAUUCGCCCAAGGCGAAGCUCGAGAGCACGCUGGAGAUGCCCGAGUUGCGGGACUGCACCCUGUCCCCCAUCGGGCGCUCGCCCCUGUCCCGGUCCGCGUGCAGGCUCAGCUUUUCGGCGCACAUGUCGGUGGAUGCGAGCAUGGUGGUCCCGGACGUGAAUAGGAGUCUCCAGGUGACCAGGCUCGAGCAGGAGGUUUCGUUCCAGCCCCUGGAGGAUGGGGGCCCCAUGGACUCGCUGGUCAACUGGGACAUGGAGUAUAAGCAAGUUUCGAUUUUGUCGCGGUCUCCAGUGAGCAGCCCCGAACGCUUGGAUUCUUCAAAUGGUGAUACGCCCCAUUCCCGAAUUUUCACUAGUCAGAGAAAAAGACUGUCGGAUAGUUUUAAAGACGAAGAGUUUGAGCGUGACGUUGAAAUGGUGGAGGAUGUGAUUAUGAAGCGGGUGAAGAAUAGACUGGGUGAAGACACCACUGAUGGUGGGUAUCACACGGGGGGCGUCACCUUGUGUGAGAGUUCCACGCAUAUGUUUGCGUCAACGCCGACCAAAAGCAAGCACUGAACGAGAUUAAGGCCUGUUUUUUUAUUAAUUAAUUAACUAGUGGCAAGGUAAGUUUUAAGAUACUAUCGUGACUAAAAAUGCUUGUGUUCGUUUUUACAAAACUAGAAGUCUUUUUUGGUUUGUAGUGGACAAAACAAUUAUUUUUGUUUAUGUGCAAUCGCCCCAAUAAAUGUUAUACAAGACUUUGAA
Molecule: messenger RNA, 1602 nt
Organism: Tribolium castaneum (red flour beetle)
Lineage: Eukaryota; Metazoa; Arthropoda; Insecta; Coleoptera; Tenebrionidae
Gene: bora
Product: aurora borealis
Exons: 2
Coding region: 193-1413 (406 amino acids)
Biological process (GO): activation of protein kinase activity; regulation of mitotic spindle organization; regulation of mitotic nuclear division
Cellular component (GO): nucleus; cytoplasm
Molecular function (GO): protein kinase binding
Source: RefSeq, a predicted model, not a curated record